AUGGGUUUACGACAGUUGGUUACUAUUCUAGUCGGAGUCGGCGUUGCGGCCGGACUGAGUGAUCCGACGACUACAUGUACUGUGGCUGGUGUUCCUCUGUUCAAGUACGAGACAGAGCAGCUAUCUGGAACACACAUACCGUCUGGGUUUGCGAAACUCUUUGCUUUUGACACAAAGGGCCCAAAGUUGAGCCAUGGCCAGUGCAAGCCACUUCCUGGAGACGAGGGCUGGCCAUCUCAGGCCGAGUGGGACGCGUUUGCCAAAGCAUUGGGUGGCUCGGCUCUCAUUCGGACAGUUCCUCUUGCAGCGCCGUGCUAUAAGAGCUGGGGAGUGUAUGAUGCCGGUAAAUGUGCUUCCAUAGCAAAUAAUUGGACCAGUCCUUACUUUCAUGAGGAAGAUCCUACCUCGGUGAUGUGGCCGGUAUGGGAAGGUCGGACUUGUGUUCCAACUAAUGACCCGAGCAAAUCAACUUGCACUCUGGGUGCUUAUCCUGUAUAUGCCGUUAAUGCCACGAGUGUUGCCCACAUUCAGCUGGCAGUCAAUUUCGCCCGUAGCAAGGGACUACGGCUCGUCAUCAAGAACACCGGUCACGACUAUCAGGGUAAAUCUUCUGGCGCAGGCGCGCUGAGUAUCUGGACUCAUCACCUCAAUGAUCUAUCCUACUUGGCCAACUACAAGCUGGGAGAAUUUUCUGGCAACGCAUUGCAUGUAGGCGCAGGAGUAACAACAGAACACAUGGUGAGGCUGGCUGACGAACAUGGUGCCUCGGUGGUUGGGGGGAUGUGUGCAACAGUAGGAUUUGCUGGUGGAUACUUUGCCGGAGGCGGGCAUUCACCUCUAUCAAGUCUGUUCGGGCUAGGCGCCGAUCACGUCUUAGCCAUCAACGUUGUCACGGCUGACGGCCACUUCAUUACUGUCACGGAACGCACACAUCCUGACCUCUUCUGGGCUUUGCGUGGUGGAGGCCCGAGUACUUUUGGAGUAACAACAUCUGUUGUGGUGCGCCUCCAUCCCAAGUUACAGGUUACCACGUCACAAAUUUCGUUUCAGACGUCCGACAGUGUGAACAAUGAGACGUUCUGGCUCGGUGUGCGGGCGUACUUUGAGCACUUUGAUCCGAUGACCAAGGCAGGUUUCUAUGGACUGACAGGCAUCCGCCGUAACUCUGAGUGGUAUAACAACUCGGCGUACAGCCUGGGAGUCGAACCGAUGUUCGCCCCAAACAAUUCCAUCGAAUCAUUCAACAAAGUCAUGAAACCAUUCUUUGACAAACUCACCAAAUUAGGAAUCCCUUACGAGACUCAGCCUAGGCAUUUCGACACGUUCUACUCUGCGUUUACGGAUGCUUGGCCAGGCUCACAGCUUCAGGUGGCCGAGCCAGCAGAUAUUGAAGCUAGCCGCCUUUUCCCAAAGGACGUCUGGAACGAUGCGGAAGGAUUUGAAAAGUCGUUUCAAGCCAUACGUCGAGUCAGUGACGCCGGUUAUGACUUGACAGCCUUUGCAGUCGCGCCGGGGAACCCCUUCAAUGUAGAUAACGCGGCUAAUCCUGCUUUGCGUCACAAUAUUGGCUUCUUCUCAACAGGCAUUUUUCUUCCAGAAAAUCCCACCCCGGCCGAGUUAGCGGCUACGCAGAGCAAGGUUAUGAAUGACUUAGUACAGCCAUGGAGGGAUGCAGCACCAGCCAGCAAGUUUGGAGGAUCUUAUCUUAACGAAGGUAACGCUAAGGAGCCCAAUUGGCAACAGGACUUUUUCGGCUCCAAUUAUCCCAGGCUACUUAAUAUUAAACGCCAGUGGGAUCCCGCCAGCGUGUUUUAUGCUGUAGCAGGUGUUGGCAGCGAGGAUUGGGAAGUCCGCACAAAAGAGCAGGGAUUACAAACACAGAACGGGCCCUUGUGUCGUCUUUAA
This is a messenger RNA of Trichoderma aggressivum f. europaeum, 1905 nucleotides long. RefSeq names its product CAZyme family AA7. The record is from RefSeq and is a predicted model, not a curated record. NCBI's taxonomy places the organism in Eukaryota, Fungi, Ascomycota, Sordariomycetes, Hypocreales, Hypocreaceae. The transcript is spliced from 5 exons. Gene Ontology annotation, molecular function: oxidoreductase activity; FAD binding. Bases 1 to 1905 code for a protein of 634 amino acids.